Molecule: messenger RNA, 1794 nt
Organism: Cicer arietinum (chickpea)
Lineage: Eukaryota; Viridiplantae; Streptophyta; Magnoliopsida; Fabales; Fabaceae
Source: RefSeq, a predicted model, not a curated record
AUGUGGACUAUUAAUGACUUUCCAGCAUAUGCUAACCUGUCUGGAUGGAGUACUAAAGGUCAGUAUGUAUGUCCUUGUUGUGGUAUUGAAACAACCUCACGAUGGUUACGUCAUGGUAAAAAAAUUUGUUACAUGUGUCAUCGUCGUUGGUUAGCUCCCAACCAUAAAUGGAGGUUAAAUAGUAGAGAUUUUGAUGGAACACGGGAGUUAAGGAAUCCUCCUAGAAGAAUUGAUGGAAGUGAUAUUUUAAGGCAAAUGGAUGAAUCUAGAGAAGAAGGUCUAGCAAAUGGGGCACAACCUUGGAAAAAGAAGAGUAUUUUCUUCACACUGCCUUAUUGGCAAUAUAAUGUAUUGCGUCACAAUCUUGAUGUGAUGCACAUUGAAAAAAAUGUAUGUGAUAACAUCAUAGGUACAUUGUUAAACCAAGAAGGAAAGUCCAAAGAUAAUUAUAAGGCGCGAGUUGACCUUGUAGAUAUGGGGAUAAGAAAUAUGCUUCACCCACAACCGAGCCCUAAAAGUAGUAUAAUGUUUUUGCCAAGAGCAUGCUAUCAAAUGACUAACAAAGAAAAGGAUGCUUUUUUGAGCAUCCUUAAGAAUGUAAAAACUCCAGAUGAAUGCUCAUCAAGCAUCCCACGCUGUGUGCAUAUCAAGCAACACAAAAUAUUUGGCUUAAAAAGUUAUGAUUGUCAUGUUUUGAUGCAAGAGCUUAUUCCAAUUGCAUUAAGGGGUACAUUGCCAGAUAAAGUCACUUCAGUUUUGAUUGAUUUUUGCAAUUUCUUCAAGAAAAUUUGUUCUAAGGUACUUAAUGUGGAAUUUCUAGAACAUUUGGAGUCUCAAAUUGCGGUGACACUUUGUCAAUUGGAAACAAUGUUCCCUCCUUCAUUUUUUACUAUCAUGGUGCAUUUGGUAAUCCAUUUGGCAUAUGAAGCCAAGGUUGCUGGACCGGUACAAUAUAGAUGGAUGUAUCCUAUUGAGAGGUUUAAUAGACCUAGAAGGAAUGAUGAUGAAAUUGAUUCUACAUUGUCAGAUAAUGUGACAUUCUUACAUCCUAUUGGAAGACCAUUGGGGGGUAAAAGACCACAAAAAUUACAAAUAGGGAAGCGAAAGAGAAUUCAGCGUUUGGAUGAACAAAUUAGUCCACAAGUAACUCAUGAACUUAGAUGGUUAGCUCGUGGGCCAUCUGAGGUAGUGAGAAGAUACACUGGUUAUGCAAUUAAUGGUUUCAGGUUUCACACAAAGAAGAGAGAGAGACAUCUGAAAACACAAAAUAGUGGAGUAGUUGUAAAGACUAAGACUUCCAAAGAUGAAAUUGAUUACUUUGGACAAUUAACUGAUAUAAUUCAGUUAGAUUAUUCUGGCAAGUACAAGGUUGUUCUAUUCAAAUGUAAUUGGGUUGAUAUUAAGAGAGGUGUCAAGAAAGAUAAGUUUGGACUGACACUUGUGAAUUUCAAAUUUUUAAAACAUACCGGAAAAAAUAUUUGUGAUGACCCUUUUGUUUUUGCAUCACAAGCUAAAAAGGGGUUUUAUGUAUAUGAUGAGAGAAACAAGGACUGGCAUGUUGUUCUGAAUGCAAAGGUUAGGGAUAUCUAUGAUAUGGGGGAUGAAGAAUCUAACAAAGUUGAAGAAAUUCAUGAGCAAAUAAUGCAUGAUACAAGUGAAGAUACUCGUAAUGUUAUUGAUUUAGUUAGAGUUGAAGUUGAGGAUGAUAAUGAUUUCUUUGAAGUUGUUGUGGAUGUUGAUAAUCUUGGUGAUAAUGAAAAUGAAGAGGAAGAGGAAUGGGAGAAUAUGUUUUAG